GGAUCCACAGCCGCUGUCAUAAUCAACUGAAUCUAGAUCCAGGAUCCACACAUCAAAAUAUUCAAGUACUGGCUUAGUAUGAUAAUGCAUAUCUGAAAAUCAUGCAUUGUUUUGAUAAAGUUAUCGAUCUGCGUCUUUUUGGGUCAUGCAAAUCACCAAGACUUUUAUGUGUUGAUUUCAAAAAAAAAUUCUCUAUCAUGCACACAGAUCAAAAAACUAGCAAAGAUCCGCAAUAUUUUGUAAGAAAAAGCAUUCUAGUAGAAUCAGAUCGGUACCAGUUAGGUGUUCAUAGCAUUUCAAGAGUCGGUUUUGUGGGUUUGUCCAGAGGCCACUCUACCUAGCUUACCCUUUCAAAGUGUGAAAGGGAAUACCACAUAGGGUGUUUGAGGCCACAUAAGAGAAUCGAUCUGAAGGAUUUGCCAUCUGGAAUUUGUUCUGCACGGUGGACUGUGGAAUACAUCAUUCAGUUCUUUAGAAGUUGGUGGCAUGUGGGCCCAUGAAGGUCCCUGAUUCUCUUAUGGGUUUCAUUACGAAGAAAUCAAAGGUCAGUGUUUCGGAGGAAUCGGAAUGGGAAUCGGAAUCGGUAUCACCAAUUCUGAUGUUUCUAAUGACAACAAAAUGUUGCUUUCACAAGCUGUUGAUAUCUUUCAUAAACACUUCACAUCUAUUGUUGAUUCCAUUACCGGAAGUGAUUUUAUUCCAUCAAUGGCUUAUGGGCAGACAAUAGGUGAUUCCGACUUCAAAGUUCAAUGUGCUAUGCUGAUAGUAGAGUUAAAAGUUGUUACAGCUGGAAUGCUUCGUGUAUUUGUGGAAAAUGUUGCAGAGCAUCGACAUCAAUGGUGGAAUUCUAUGGAACAUCUUUGUUAGAAAAGGAGGUUGUGGGGUCUCAAGGUGGAGUUACAUUUCAAGAUGGUUUUCGUUUUACUCUUUCCAUGGAAAAUAACGUAUGUAAUGAAUGAAUGAAUGAAUAAUGGAUACUCUAUUGGGGGACUUAUAUUUGCUGGUUUUAAAAUAUUCAUUUUAUGUACGCUUCAAGAUUUUUAUUGUGUUGAAUAUGUAAUUAUCGUUAAUUUUUUCAU
Molecule: messenger RNA, 1079 nt
Organism: Lactuca virosa
Lineage: Eukaryota; Viridiplantae; Streptophyta; Magnoliopsida; Asterales; Asteraceae
Source: the annotation of a GenBank genome assembly